Molecule: messenger RNA, 922 nt
Organism: Lycium ferocissimum
Lineage: Eukaryota; Viridiplantae; Streptophyta; Magnoliopsida; Solanales; Solanaceae
Product: ubiquitin-conjugating enzyme E2 2-like
Exons: 6
Coding region: 179-637 (152 amino acids)
Source: RefSeq, a predicted model, not a curated record
UAUCACGCAACGCUCAAUAAACAUUAAGCUCAAAAGUCUUAGCUAACCAUUCAAACCUCAAUUUUCAAUCUCGUCAAUUCACUUUGCCGCUUUAAACACUCAGGUACUUGAAAACUCUAGAUUUUUGUAUUGAAUCUAGCAAGUUGUUGAAUUGUGAUUCGUGGAUUAGGCGGUGAGGAUGUCGACGCCGGCUAGGAAACGAUUGAUGAGGGAUUUUAAGCGGUUACAGCAGGAUCCUCCUGCGGGUAUCAGUGGUGCUCCUUAUGACAACAAUAUAAUGCUUUGGAAUGCUGUUAUAUUCGGUCCUGAUGACACACCUUGGGAUGGAGGUACGUUUAAGCUGACACUACAAUUUUCGGAGGAUUACCCCAACAAGCCUCCAACGGUGCGGUUUGUUUCCAGGAUGUUCCAUCCAAAUAUUUAUGCCGACGGAAGUAUUUGCUUGGACAUACUGCAAAAUCAGUGGAGUCCUAUAUAUGACGUCGCUGCUAUACUUACUUCAAUCCAGUCUUUGCUCUGUGAUCCAAACCCAAACUCACCAGCUAAUUCAGAAGCAGCGCGCAUGUUUAGUGAGAACAAGCGCGAAUACAACAGGAAGGUGCGUGAGAUUGUUGAGCAGAGCUGGACAGCUGACUAACAUCUCUCUGAAUCUGCUUCGGGAGAUUUUCCUGGUAGGAAUGCCCACCGUCAAGCUGCAAUGUUCUCAGUGUUGUUGCUACAUUAAUAAUAAAUGUAGCAUGAAAUUGUCCUUUUAUGUGCUGUUUAGGAACUGUGAUCGCCUUUAUCUUCAUGUUCUGUUACUCGACUAUGAGACAGUGUACAUAUGAUCACUUGUAUUCAAUUUGUAUGAAACUCUUUUCUGUUUGUCAUCGUGAGACUUUCUACGAAAAAUGGAUAAAUAUCUGAUAUUUUUGUCAACCAA